This is a messenger RNA of Chara braunii, 3504 nucleotides long. Lineage: Eukaryota; Viridiplantae; Streptophyta; Charophyceae; Charales; Characeae. The record is from the annotation of a GenBank genome assembly.
GGGAUGUCCGCCACCGCCGCCGCCGCCGCCGCCGCCGCCGCUGGAAAUCCGUUACCUUCUCAGCAUCGGUUUUUGUAGGAAGGGAGCGGAGCGUUCGAAGUUUGUGUGAGGAAGGGAGCGGAGCGUGGUCGAGAGAGAGAGACAGAGACUGCGCGCGAGAUGGCGGCGGGCGGAGGAGAGGCGGUCGGAGGGAUUUCCGCCGCCGUCGCCGCUGGCGCGGGAUCCCGAGCUCCGGCGAUUUCGUCACUGAAGCUACAGAUGAAGAAGACGUACAAACCGAUCUCGAAGCUGGAGGUAUUUUAUACCGGAGGACGGAUAGGAGUGUCGAGGGAUGGGUCGUUCGUGGCCUGCCCGUGUGGAGAGGAAGUGAAGGUGGUGGAUAUCUCCUCAGGAGCGGUUCGUGUGACUCUUGCUGGGGACGGAGAGGCAGUGACCGCCGUCGCCGUCAGUCCUGACGGUGUUUCCGUGUUCUGUAGCAGCCGAAGCUUGCAGACUAAGUGGUGGACCAUAGAUCCAUUGGAAUGUCGGCGCUCCUGGAAGGCCCAUGACGGACCUGUCUCGGAUAUGGCAGUUGACUCUUCGGGUGGCCUCCUUGCGACUGGAAGUGCGGAUCGGACGAUACGUGUGUGGGAUGUUGAGCGAGGAUACUGCACGCAUUCCUUUCGAGGGCAUGAUGGGGUUGUCAGCCGAGUGAUGUUUCAUCCUGACGUACACAGACUGCAGCUCAUUUCAGGAGGUGAUGAUGCAGCUGUUCGUGUUUGGGAUUUAGUCACGAAGUCUUGCAUCGCAUGUUUCAAGAAACACUUCUCGAGGGUAACAGACCUCUCGCUUUCGGCAGAUGGAUGGCUUCUCCUGUCAUCGAGCAGAGACAAGGUGGUGAAUGUGUGGGAUCUGCGCGACAAUACCCUACUUCACACCGUGCCAGUCUUCGAGGCUGUGGAAGCUGUGGCUGCUGUUCAGGAGGGUAGUGGAUUGCCGGGAGUUCGAACUGCACGCCCAACCUCAACUACAAAGAAGAAGCUGCAGCAGAAGAAAACGGACCAGCCAUUACAUUUCUUGACGGCUGGAGAGAGCGGUUUUCUAAAGAUCUGGAAGGCGGACAGUGCUACGUGUGUUUUUCACCAGAAGCAAGAAGACAGAGACGGGAUGGGGUUGGCCGCCGUAGAGAAGGGUGCAAAAGAGGAGGAUCGAGUAGUAUCGGCUGCAGACAGCUUCACCGCGGCCAUGAUUAUGCCUGACGGGAAGACAAUCCUUGGGGUGACAGGGGAUCAAAGGCUGGUAUUUUACAAGCCCAAGGCGAAGAAUGCAAUGGAGGAUGGUGAGGGUGAAGGAGCAGGAAGGGAGGAAGGCCUCAAGAUGAUCAAACAGUUGAUCGGCAACAAUGAUGAGAUUACUGACCUGAAGUUUAUUGGAAAAGAACUGGACCUGGUAGCAGUGGCCACUAAUGCUGAGCAGAUUCGGGUCUAUAAUAUGGAAACUUCAACCUGUGUGAGGUCCUUGGUUGGACACUCAGAUAUUGUUCUCUGCCUGGACGCCGGUGUGAGCAUGACUGGGCGCGCACUUCUUGUCUCUGCUGGGAAGGAUCACAGUGUACGUGUAUGGGACGUGGAGACGGGUGCAUGUGUUGCUGUCGCAGUAGGGCACAUGGCAGCUGUCAGUGCCGUUGUGCUGUCACGAAAACGGCGUGAUUUUAUCAUCAGUGGGGGAAGUGAUCGGACACUGAAGGUGUGGAGCCUGGAAGGUGUCUUAGAACAGUGGAAAAAGGGUCAAGAACCUGUCAGGCUGAAGUCAAAAGCUGUGGUUGCCGCCCAUGACAAGGACAUCAACAGUGUUGCAAUAGCCCCAAAUGAUGCGAUAGCAUGCACCGGCUCACAGGAGGCUUCUGGGAGGCCUCCUGCAAGUACACUUUCAGAUGCUGCUGGCUUUCUUGGGAUUGCUGUCCUGUUACUAGGUGCUGAUGGCCUGGUGAAACUUUGGACAAUCCGCAGCAAUGAGUGCGUCAAUACUUUUGAUUAUCACAAUGACAAGAUAUGGGCAUUGACUGUAAACUCGAAACAGGAGAUGAUCGCAACGGGUGGCAGUGAUGCGUUGGUCAAUCUGUGGGCGGACUUCACGGCGGCAGAGGAGGAAGAAGCAGAAAGGCAGGCCGAAGAAGAGUUGCUUAAAGAUCAAGAUUUGUCGAAUGCUUUGUCCAGUGGCGAGUUUGGACGCGCAAUUGAACUUGGAUUCGAGUUAAAGCGCCCACAGAAGUUGUUACACACGUUUGCAGAGCUCGUCCGGGCUGGGACUGGUAGGGAGAUAUUGCUCGAGGUUCUGGGCAAAUUUGAUAAGCUCCGCCUGCGGCAAUGCCUCGAGUAUGUGAGGGAGUGGAACACCAAUUCACGCUAUUGUCAUGUUGCGCAAUACAUCUUGCAAUCUGUUCUGGAGGCUCACCCAAUGAAGGAGUUGCUUGAGGUUCCAGGAAUGAAGGAACUGCUUGUAGCCUUGAUCCCGUACAGCUCGCGACAUUUCAAGAGACUGGAUCGUCUGGUCCGAUCGACAUUCAUCCUGGACUAUACUUUGUCAUGCAUGUCUGUUCUGUUCCCGAUGAAUGAGGAGGACAUGAAUCCUCUUGAUGUGGCCGAAGGAUUUUUGACGCAAACUGGAAGUAAAGGGAUUGCAGCCCGUAAAGUGCACUCAACUCUUCGUCUUACAUAUGCUUCCACACCUUCGAAGGCUGAUGGUUCGAAGCCUGAUGGGCCACAAGAUGCUGCUGAUGUAGCCAUGUCGAAGAAUGCUGUGGUUGAUGGAAUGGAGGAGGAGGAGGAGGAGAGGGUUCAGGGUUCGUCGAAGCCAUCUGGUGAUGUGGAGAAUGGGGCGGCGGAGGAUGGCGUGGAUGCGAUGGGUGGUGAUGAUGGUGGCAAUUCAGAUGAGACGAACACUGUCCCCAAGGGGGACAAAGUUGGCUUGGAUAUGGCAACCAAAGGUCCUGAGACUCAGAAGAAGAAGCAGAAGCAGAAGCAGAAGCAGAAGCAGCAGAAGAAGAAGAAGAAGGAAACACAGCAGUCGAAGGGUUCAGGGAAGAGUACUCCCGUAGAUGCAACGACUGCUGUCGAGCCUGUUCUGGCUGGGCUACCAGGAGAUGAACCUGCGGGUGAUGUGCGGGACAGCCCUGCUGAUGAUGGCAAGUGUGAAGCUGGGCCAGUGUCUAAUGGUGAACUUAUGGGGGGAGUGAGUGGUACGAACGAUCGGAAGACGAGAAAGAAAAAAGUAGGUGGUGGAGUGGAAAGAACGUCAUCGGGGAGCUCUGCGGGAAAGACAGUCCCAGGGGAUGGUAAUGCUGAUAGGGUACGAGCGUUGUUGCAGGGGCUGGAUCUUGAAAUACAGUUGAGUAAGAAGCGAAAAGGCAAGGGCAAGGAAAGUAAUGGUCAGACUAAAGUGGAAAGCGUCAAGAAGAGGAAAGUAGCACUCACUGUAUGAUGUUGCCAUACUGGUUGGAGGCAUCGUCAUCCUCAAUUUUGACAC